This is a messenger RNA of Clonostachys solani, 1176 nucleotides long. Lineage: Eukaryota; Fungi; Ascomycota; Sordariomycetes; Hypocreales; Bionectriaceae. The record is from the annotation of a GenBank genome assembly.
AUGCGAGAAAUUUCAGGGUGCGUAGGCCAUCUAACGCCCUUAGAACAGCGUAAGUUGCAGCAGGCUUGGGUCUAUCUGAUUCGCCUCGGCCCUUCCAGCGCUUCCAAGCCACUCAUUGAGGGCAAUCUGCUGGAUACCCCUGAAAAUUCUAGAGAGUUUAUGCGUCAUCUCAACCCAACCACUCUUGGUGACUUUAGCAAGUUCCUGUGGCGGUGCAUUUGCAUUGAACAUCCGGACGCCCUCGUCCUUCGAUUCCUCCAUGCACGCAAAUGGGACGUCGAGAAGGGCGUGGCUAUGCUCGUGUCCGCUGUGAGUUGGCGCCAGGAGACACGUAUUGAAGAGGACAUUGUACAACAAGGGGAGGCGGUUGGCUUGAAGAAAUCGCCAUCCCCCGAGGAGAAGGGUUUCAUUGACCAGUACCGGACUGGAAAGAGCUUCGUCAGAGGUGUUGACCGGGAGGGCCGCCCGGUCUUCACCGUUAAAGUCCGGCUGCAUGAUCCGCACAAGCAACCAAGCAAGUCCUUGGAAAUGUACAUUCUCCACACAUUUGAGAGCAUACGCAUGUUGGUCAAGCCUUCCAGUGACAAGGCUUGCAUUAUCUUCGAUAUGACCGGUUUUGGAUUGCGGAAUGUGGAUUUGCAUGUAUUCAAAUUCCUUACCACUGUUUUUGAAGCGAGGUAUCCUGAAACCUUGGGAGUCGUUUUGAUCCAUAACGCCCCGUUUGUCUUUUGGGGGGUUUGGAAAGCUGUGAAAGGCUGGAUGGACCCAGUUGUCGCAAAUAAGAUUCAUUUUACGCGCACCAAGGAUGACCUGGAGCGAUUUACCACUACCGAAAACCUCUCCAGUGAAUUAGGAGGAGAUGACGUGUGGGAGUACAAGUAUAUCGAUCCCAUUCCUGGGGAGAAUGACCGCAUGGAUCAGGUUGAAGAGAGAGAUAUGAUUCACGGAGAGAGAGAUAAGCUCGCAUUUGAGUUUGAACGGCUCACUUUGGAAUGGAUAGCGUAUGACCCUUUAUCUGACGCUGCCAAAGAAAAACAAGCUCUUCGCGAUCGCGUUGCUGAUGAAUUGCGGCAAAAUUAUUGGCGGCUUGACCCCUAUCUACGCGCAAGAAAUUACUAUCACAGGGUUGGAGUCGUCGAUGAGGACGGUCGUGUUGAUUUUCAAGCCGCUGCGUAG